This is a messenger RNA of Effrenium voratum, 895 nucleotides long. Lineage: Eukaryota; Dinophyceae; Suessiales; Symbiodiniaceae. The record is from the annotation of a GenBank genome assembly.
AGCCUUGGCUCCAGCAUCUGGGCCGAGCCUCCCGCGGGCGGAAGCCGGACUCCGGCUUCCGCCCGGAACGAAGUGGGCCUUUGAGAUGCGCCUGCUGCAUCUUCUGCUGGCGGUAUAUGUGACGAGCGCCAAAGAAGUCCCGACAGUCAAGGUGCACCUCCUCUCGCCGGACGUGUCUCAGCGCCUGCUGCGCGGCAGUGCUGAAACCGUGCGAGCGCUGAAGGCGCUGCACGCAGCAACUUCAGAGGCGGAGGGCCAUUCAGAGGAGCACCCGGAGCACCAGGCUUACGUCGCCCCUUCGCCCGCGGCGGCGGAGUUGCCAGCGGCCAGCGGUGACUCGCCUGCGGCGAGCCGUACGCCGCUUCUGGCGCCAGAUGCACCGGUGCUGGCGCCUGCAUCAACUGCCACAAAGGCACAUAGAGGGCCCAAGGGUCCCACCGGAGACGUGGGCAGCGCGGGUCCUCCGGGCCCGCCAGGGCCGCCGGGGCCCACCAUCGUGGUGGGCUACCAGGGCUUUGGCUACAACCCGUACAUGAUGAACCCGUACGUGAUGCCCAACGGGAUGCCCAACGGGAUGCCCACCGCGAUGCCAAAUAUGCCGAUGGCAAACAUGCCGAAGAUGGCCAAUAUGCCAACAGUCCCCACGCCGGGCAUGGCCGCGAACGCAACGGCUUCCGGCUUCGGAAUGGGCGGCGUGCCGGCGGUGCCGCCGGUGGCCCUGGCCGCCAGCAACGCAGGCGCAAAGGAGGCCCAGGUGGCGAGCGCCGGCUUGCUGGAGAGCCUGCGCGCCUCCGUGCGCAAGGCAGAGAAGAUGGGCGGCUCCUACGUGCCCUUCGUGCCGUGGAAUCUGGUGAACCGAGCCGUGAACAUGUCCGGCUGAGAUGUGCUCGCGGCG